Messenger RNA from Bombus impatiens (common eastern bumble bee), 2609 nucleotides. It is a transcript of the gene ais, whose product is annotated as probable ATP-dependent RNA helicase DDX52. Gene Ontology annotation, molecular function: RNA helicase activity; nucleic acid binding; ATP binding. The record is from RefSeq and is a predicted model, not a curated record. The coding region runs from base 119 to 1888 and encodes 589 amino acids. Gene Ontology annotation, cellular component: 90S preribosome. The transcript has 12 exons. Lineage: Eukaryota; Metazoa; Arthropoda; Insecta; Hymenoptera; Apidae. Gene Ontology annotation, biological process: maturation of SSU-rRNA.
AUAAAUUUAGUGAAUGAAUUUAGUAGCAUUUCCAAUAUUGUUUAAUUUACUUUUGAUUUUACCUAAUAACGAAGGUUGUGUGUGAUUAUAGAAAUCUUAUUAAAUACGAUUAGAAACAAUGGAUGCAUAUGAACUAUUUCGAAAACUUUCUACUGGUGUAAAAUUUGAUAGGAAGCGUUUUCAAGUUGAUGCAGAAAGAUUUCAGCUUGUCAACAAACAAUCUGGAAAUGGAGUUAAUGAUGAUAAAAUAAACAUUAAAUCCUUUGAUAACAUAAAUCAUUCAAUAUUAUGUGAGAAAAGAAAAUAUGAUGAGGUCGAGAAAGAAACUGAAAAUAUUAAUGACUUGACGUUGCUUGAUGGAAUGUCUAUUCCUCAAAAUAAAAAUAAAAAGUGUAAAGUAGCCUUAACUGAAGAGAAACGAUUAAAGUUAGAAAAAGAAAAGAUUAAUCAGUUUCGCAAUCAUCAUCGCAUAAGUGUCACAGGCAAUUGUAUACCUAAACCUAUCUCAGAAUUUAUUGAACUAUCAACAACUUACAAUAUAUCUCAAAAAUUAAUAUAUAAUAUUACAAAUUGUGGUUAUAAAUGUCCUACUCCAAUUCAAAUGCAGGCUAUACCCGUCAUGCUGCAAGGUAGAAAUGUACUAGCUUGCGCCCCAACUGGAUCUGGAAAAACAGCUGCAUUUCUGUUACCUAUAAUUCAUUAUUUAGGUGGACCAGAGAAGAAAGGAUUUAGAGCUGUUAUAUUAAGCCCAACAAGAGAAUUAGCAAAACAAACAUAUAGAGAAUGUUUGCGUCUUAGCGAAGGAUGUAAUUUUAGAGUUCAUAUUAUAAGUAAAGUGAAUCAAGCAUUAAACAAAUAUGGACUUAAAAGUUCACAGAAAUUUGAUAUAUUAAUCACUACACCAAAAAGAAUAAUAUACCUGUUGAAUCAGGAUCCACCAGCUAUUUCUUUUAGCAAUGUCGAAUGGUUAAUUGUGGAUGAAGUAGAUAAACUCUUUGAGGAUGGCACAAGGUGCUUCAGAGACCAGUUAGAAGCAAUUUCAAAGUCAUGUACAAAUGAAAACUUACAUAAAGCAAUGUUUAGUGCAACCAAUACUCCUAUAGUGACCAAAUGGUGUAGACGUAAUCUGAAAGGUCUUAUAACAGUUACUGUUGGACACAGGAAUGCUGCAACAGACUUAGUAGAACAAGAAUUGUUAUUUGUUGGCGCAGAGAGAGGAAAACUUGUGGCGCUUAGAAAUAUUAUUCAAAAGGGAGUAUUACCACCUGUACUAGUAUUUGUGCAAAGCAAGGAAAGAGCACAAGAAUUAUUUAACGAACUUAUAUAUGAUGGAGUCAAUGUUGAUGUUAUUCAUGCUGAUAGAACACAAACACAGCGAGACAAUGUCGUUCGUUGUUUUAGAGAGGGAAAAAUAUGGGUAUUAAUAUGUACAGAAUUAAUGGCAAGAGGUAUUGAUUUCAAAGGUGUAAAUCUUGUUAUUAAUUACGAUUUCCCACCAUCUGCUAUUUCUUAUGUUCAUAGAAUUGGUCGCACUGGUAGAGCUGGACAUAAAGGAAAAGCAAUUACUUUUUUUACUGUACAAGACACUACAAAUUUGAGAAGUAUAGCUACUAUCAUGCGUGAAUCUGGUUGUAAUGUUCCUGAUUAUAUGUUAGCCAUGAAAAAACAUAGUAAAAGGGAAAGACGGAAACAUGAAUGCAAGGCUCCUAUUAGAGAAAGUAUAUCAACUCUACCUACAUUCAAACGUGUACAAACAUUUAAAAAAAGAAAAGUUGCUGUAAACGAUUCCAAAAAGAAAUCUGAAUUAAAAAGUGAAGAGAAUAAAGAUAAAAAAAUAAAUACAAAACAUUUAAAAAAAAGAGAAAUAGAUAAAGAACGUACAAUUUAAAAAAGAAAGAAUGACUUAAAAAAUUUCUGAAUAAAAUGUGAGUAAAAGAAAUAGUCUUAUAUAUACUUAAUAUCGUGUAUAUUAACCGAUACAUAUUGUAAACUAAUAAAAAAUUUAUAAUCAUAUUACAUGUGAAGUAAAUAUAUUGUAUGAAUGAUAAAAUAUUUUAAAUACAUACGUAUAAACGCUUACGUAUAUAUAAAUAUGUUAUAUAUAUCCAUCAAUCAUCAUCAAAGGAUAAACUAUUAAGUAAGUAUGUUAAAUAUAUUUGUAUGGCCUGAUAUGGUUUAUUACAAUACUAUAUUAUAUUGUCUGUAUAAUAGGAUAAUUAUUGAUUUUAUAUGUACACUUACACACUCAUACAUAUCAUAUAAAAAUAUUAUAUAUUUAAAAAUAUAUUAUUAACAAUAUUAUAUUCUUAAUUAGCAUAUUUUCAUUAUGAAAUAGUAAUUGAGAUAUUGAAUACAAUAUUUAAUACAAAAUAUCACAUCUUUAUUACACAUGGCAAUAUAUUAAAUUUGUGUAUCUGAUAUGUAUUAGCCUAUACGGAUCAAUUUAUAUGAACACACAUUAUAAGAUAGUUGUAUUAGAUGAAUAUUGAUUAUUAUGGUAUUCAUUAAAAUAAAUUGCUUUUGAUAAGAAAAGGUUAUCAUUACUUUUUAAGAAUUAUGUUACAAUUAUGAUGUUAUAAACUUGAGUAUACAUGAAUUUUAUUUUGUAC